AUGGCAAGUGAGGAAGAGAGUGUUCUUGCUUUAGUGCAUUACUCUGGGAAAAUUAAAAAAAGCAAAAGCCAUGGUGUGAAGUUCACAGACAAAGAACCAUUGAGUGUGUUCAUCAGUUCGUCAAGCACUUUGUCAGAUCUAAAGAACAGCAUCUUGCAGAAGCUUGGCGUCUUUGGUACGAAGUGGGUGAAGAAGCUAUUCUACAAGAUUCCCAUCGCAGUUGUCUCGACGGGUGUUCAUUAUGAUACCUUUGUGCUAGCGGCUGAUGAAAAUAUUAGGGUUCUGUUGCAUUGUGUUAGGAGUUUUCCAGAGAUCCGAAUUCACGAGUUGUUUGCGAAGUUGGAGGUUGGUGUCGAUAGUUCUGGGGCAUCAGCUCCAUUUCAGAGCUCGACUGCCGCGGGAGGUGCAUCUAGUUCGAUGCCUGCGGUCAGACCGUAUCUUCCGCCGGUGGAUUCCCCUACGUUCGCGGCUGAUUUAGAGCGAACGGUGAUUGUUGGUUCUGUACAGUUGGAGAAUGAAGGAAUAUUUGAGCAGCCUGAUGUCGUUGGCACCGGUGGUGGCCACUUACCUUAUAUGGAAGGCUUUGGUGAACCUGAUAAAGUAGAGAAUGCAAUGUGUGACGAUGACUCUGACCAGGAGCCUGUCGAUAUCAUCGGGGACAACGACGAUGACACAGGUGCCAAUCCACAUGCACAGCAUGGGCCUCUUCAAAUUGGGCAAUCUUUUCAGAAUAAAGAUGAGGCUGUGCUGAGUGUGAAGGACUAUAGCAUCCGGCGAGAUGUUGAGUACAGAGUCAUCGAAUCAGAUCAUCUGAAGUAUCAUGGAAAAUGCAAGCAAUUCGGCAAGGGUUGUACUUGGUUGAUUCGCGUUGCGCUGCGUGCACGAAAGGGCACUUGGGAGGUUAGGAGGUACAACGGGCCACACACAUGCUUGGCAACCUUUAUUUCCAGUGAUCACCGUCAGCUGGAUUACCACGUUAUCUGUGCGAGGAUUCUUCCGUUGGUUAGGGCAGAUGCUGUAGUUACGGUAAAGGUACUACAACAAGCUACAGAAGUCGAUUAUGGUUUCAGACCUAGUUACAGGAAGGUUUGGAUGGCGAAGCAGAAGGCAGUGGCACAAAUAUAUGGAGAUUGGGAAGAGUCAUACGCGGAGUUGCCACGUUGGAUGCUAGGAGUACAGUCAACAAUGGCCGGAACAAUAACCGUGUUGAAGACCUCUCCUGUUCGGCUUCGUGGUGAGGUUGAUGAGUUGACGGUGUACUUUCACCGAUUAUUCUGGACAUUCCCACCCUGUAUCGAGGCAUUCCGUCAUUGCAAGCCCCUCGUCAGUAUUGACGGUACCCACUUGUAUGGCAAGUAUGGAGGGACAUUGCUGUUGGCGAUUGCGCAGGAUGGGAACUCCAACAUCCUCCCCAUUGCAUUCGCCUUUGUGGAAGGAGAAAAUGCAGAGUCAUGGUCAUUCUUCUUGUUUAACCUACGAGAGCAUGUGACUCCUCAGGAGGGUAUCCUUGUAAUCUCUGACAGGCAUAACGGGAUCAAGGCAGCGCUUGAGGCACCUGAGACUGGGUGGCUGCCGCCUCGUGCUUUCUGA
This is a messenger RNA of Arachis duranensis, 1590 nucleotides long. RefSeq lists its product as uncharacterized. The record is from RefSeq and is a predicted model, not a curated record. NCBI's taxonomy places the organism in Eukaryota, Viridiplantae, Streptophyta, Magnoliopsida, Fabales, Fabaceae. The coding region runs from base 1 to 1590 and encodes 529 amino acids. The transcript has 2 exons.